Sturnus vulgaris (Common starling) is the source of this 3531-nucleotide messenger RNA. RefSeq names its product vav guanine nucleotide exchange factor 3 (gene VAV3). Gene Ontology annotation, molecular function: protein binding; guanyl-nucleotide exchange factor activity. The record is from RefSeq and is a predicted model, not a curated record. Gene Ontology annotation, cellular component: plasma membrane; cytoplasm. NCBI's taxonomy places the organism in Eukaryota, Metazoa, Chordata, Aves, Passeriformes, Sturnidae. Gene Ontology annotation, biological process: intracellular signal transduction; cell migration; regulation of GTPase activity.
GCCGCGUCCGCAGCAUCGCGGCGCGGUGGCGGCGAUGGAGCCCUGGAAGCAGUGCGGGCAGUGGCUGAUCAGCUGCAAGGUGCUGCCGCCCAACCACCGGGUGACCUGGGACACGGCGCAGGUCUUCGACCUGGCGCAGACACUGCGCGACGGCGUCCUGCUCUGCCAGCUGCUCAACAACCUCCGCAGCCACUCCAUCAACCUCAAGGAGAUCAACCUGCGCCCUCAGAUGUCCCAGUUUCUCUGCUUGAAGAAUAUAAGGACUUUUCUUUCUGCAUGUUGUGAAAUAUUUGGAAUGAAGAAAAGUGAACUUUUUGAAGCAUUUGAUUUGUUUGACGUGAGAGAUUUUGGAAAGGUGAUAGAAACACUUUCAAAGCUUUCCCGCACUCCUAUUGCACUAGGCACAGGAAUAAGGCCCUUCCCUACAGAAGAAAGUGUCGAUGAUGAAGAUAUCUACAAAGGUCUUCCUGAUUUAAUAGAUGAAACUGGUGUUGAGGAAGAUGAGGAGUUGUAUGAUUGUGUCUAUGGAGAAGAUGAAGGUGGGGAAGUUUAUGAAGACCUAAUGAAAGAUGAAGCAGCACAGCAACCUAAAUGUCCUGAAAAUGACAUAAGAAGCUGUUGUCUUGCUGAAAUAAAGCAAACUGAAGAGAAGUACACUGAAACUCUGGAAUCGAUCGAGAAAUUUUUCAUGGUGCCAUUGAAAAGGUUUCUGUCAGCAUCAGAGUUUGAUACUGUUUUCAUCAACAUUCCUGAUUUGGUGAAAAUUCACAGGAAUCUUACACAGGACAUCAAUGAUUCCAUUGUUAACAAAAAUGAUCAGAACCUAUAUCAAAUUUUUAUUAACUACAAGGAAAGGUUGGUUAUUUAUGGACAGUACUGCAGUCAAGUGGAGAUAGCAAUAUCGUGUUUAGACAAUAUCUCCAAGACAAAAGAAGAUGUUAAAUUGAAGUUAGAGGAAUGUUCCAAGAGGGCCAAUAAUGGGAAAUUUACACUGCGGGAUCUCUUAGUGGUUCCAAUGCAAAGAGUGCUAAAAUAUCACCUACUGCUCCAGGAGCUGGUAAAGCACACUACUGAUCCCAUGGAGAAGGCAAAUCUAAAACUGGCACUUGAUGCAAUGAAGGACUUGGCUCAAUAUGUAAAUGAAGUAAAGAGAGAUAACGAAACACUUCGGGAAAUUAGACAAUUUCAACUAUCAAUAGAGAAUUUGAACCAUUCCCUCUUACAGUAUGGGAGACCUCAAGGUGAUGGAGAAAUAAGGAUAACGACACUAGACAAGCGUGCGAGGCAAGACAGGCAUAUCUUCUUGUUUGAUCUAGCUGUCAUUGUUUGCAAACGGAGAGGAGAUAAUUAUGAAAUGAAGGAAAUAAUAGAUCUUCAGAAAUAUAAAAUUACAAACAACCCCACUACUGAUAAAGAAAAUAAGAAGUGGUCUUAUGGCUUCUACCUCAUUCAUAUCCAAGGUGAAAAUGGUUUAGAAGUUUAUUGCAAAACUAAAGACUUAAAGAAAAAAUGGCUUGAACAAUUUCAGAUGGCUCUGUCAAACAUCCGGCCAGACUAUGCAGAUACGAGCUUUCAUGAGUUCAAAAUGCAUACCUUCAGUCGGGUGACAUCUUGCAAAGUCUGUCAGAUGCUUCUGAGGGGAACAUUUUAUCAAGGCUAUUUAUGUUCUAAGUGUGGAGCUGGAGCACACAAAGAAUGUUUAGGAAGACUAGACAAUUGUGGCAGGGCUAAUUCAGGUGAACAUGGAAACGUGAAACAUGAGAAACGAACAAAUGGAAUUAGAAGAAGCUCUAGACACGUGGACCCAGGUUUACCAAAAAUGCAAGUCAUUCGGAACUACAAUGGAAUCCCACAGCCAGCAGCACAAGAUGGGCCACCAUUGCAUAUCCAGAUUGGGGACACAAUUGAACUCAUUAGAGGAGAUGCACACAGCUUAUUUUGGCAGGGAAGAAAUCUAACAACAGGAGAGCUUGGAUUCUUCCCAAGUGAUGCAGUAAAACCUAGCCCUUGUGUUCCUAAGCCAGUAGACUACUCCUCACAACUGUGGUUUGCAGGAGCAAUGGAACGAUUGCAGGCAGAAAGUGAACUAAUUAACAGAGUAAACAGCACUUACCUGGUGCGGCACAGGACCAAAGAAUCAGGAGAAUAUGCAAUUAGUAUUAAGUACAAUAACGAAGUGAAACACAUCAAGAUUUUAACAAGAGAUGGCUUUUUCCACAUUGCAGAAAAUAGAAAAUUUAAAAAUUUAAUGGAACUCGUAGAAUACUACAAGCACCACUCACUCAAAGAAGGUUUUCGAAGUUUGGAUACUACUCUUCAAUUUCCAUACAAAGAAUCUGAAAACUCAGUGGGACAGAGGACUAACAGAACAGGUGGCAAUGCCCCUUCUUUGUUCUGUGGGUUUUCUUUUGUAACUCCUCCAGACUACAGCUUUGUUCCCCCUUCCUCCACUCCUUUCUGGUCAGUGCUGAGCCCGAAGGUGAUAGGCAUUGCCAUAGCCAGGUAUGACUUCUGUGCACGAGACAUGAGAGAACUGUCCUUACUCAAAGGGGAUGUUGUCAAAAUUUAUACCAAGAUGAGUGCCAAUGGCUGGUGGAGAGGUGAAGUAAAUGGAAGGGUGGGCUGGUUUCCAUCAACUUAUGUUGAAGAGGAUGAAUGAACUAAAAACUCUCCUCUGCUGACCAGCAGUUUCAGGGAUUAUAAAAAUUUAUAUCUUCAAUAUGUUAUUGGUCUUGUUAAGUAUUUAAACAGCAACAUUUUUGCCUGUCUGAACCUUCCAGUCUUAAUGUUGGGAUUUAUACAGAAGUUUGGGCUGACAGAUGAUUACCUUACCCAGAGCUGUGCAAAGAAACAAGCUGCCAGUUUUCCAUCACUGGGGAUCAGUACAAAGUCCAACCUCACCUUCCCAGAAGAUCUCUGGAAAAUGAAAUUCUUUGUUCCUUUUCAUUUCACCCUGUACUACACCAUGAGUACUAACAAUGGCUGAAUAUUUAACAUUUCUCUUCUAGCUAACAUCUGUGAUGGUACAAGGAGAUGAAGGCUUAUUAUUCCUUAUCACUGCAUGCAGAAAACAGAUUUCAAUCAUUCCAGUGGGCUUAAAGUAUAGUCAGUAGACUUGUCUUGAGACAUCAAACUACUUAUCAACUUACAAACCAUUUUACACUCACAAAAUCAUUCUGAAGGAAGUAUGUAGUAAAUAUGAGUAGCAUUCAUGCAUAUGUAAUUACUUAACUGGCUACUUUGAGGUCCUGCCUAAAUCUUCUAACAAUCUGUUUAGAGACAUUCUAAAAAGGUGUAGUGAUGUGGUAUUGCUUUAAAAAACAUGCACAAAGUGGAAUUGUGUGAUCCUUUUAUUGUCAUCUCAAGCUUUUUUAUGUGAAGUUUUUUCACUUAAGCAUCUGACAAUAAAAGUGCAACUGGGGGACAGUCAUGACAAGAUGAGUUUUCAGCAAUAAGAUUAAAUAAAUACUGCAGACUUAUUCUGAUGGAGAAAAUACUAAUGCAAGAUGAUAUCAUUUCUCAAGAACAAAA